Molecule: messenger RNA, 9676 nt
Organism: Lucilia cuprina (Australian sheep blowfly)
Lineage: Eukaryota; Metazoa; Arthropoda; Insecta; Diptera; Calliphoridae
Gene: ds
Product: protein dachsous
Exons: 10
Biological process (GO): homophilic cell-cell adhesion
Cellular component (GO): plasma membrane
Molecular function (GO): calcium ion binding
Source: RefSeq, a predicted model, not a curated record
AAUUUCUUUGUUUUCUAUUUUCAGGUGUCAGCCAAUGACCCAGAUUGUGGUGUUAAUGCCAUGGUUAAUUACACUAUGGGAUCAGUGGGUUCAAAGUAUUUGAGUGAAUUUAAUGUACGUUCUGCUACUGGAGAAAUUUGCAUUGCCGGCGAGUUGGAUUUUGAAAAGAAACAAUUUUAUGAAUUUCCCAUUAUAGCAACAGAUAGAGGUGGCCUUAGUACAACUUCAAUGAUAAAAAUACAACUAACCGAUAUCAAUGACAAUCGUCCCAUAUUCUUUCCACAACACUAUAACAUUUCUCUACGUGAAACAGCCUCUACAACCGUUUCGAAUAGUCCAAUUGUUACAGUAGCUGCCACCGAUCCCGAUUCGGGACGUUUUGGUAUUAUUACCUAUCGUAUUGUUAGUGGUAAUGAUGCUAGUUUAUUUCGUAUUGAACGUUCAACUGGUGAAAUAUUUCUUAAUCGUCCCAAUAUGCUAUCGGCACGCACGCAAUCUUUGCAUAUACUUAAUGUAUCGGCAAGUGAUGGUGGCGGUUUGAGAACACAAGAGGAUGCUUUAGUUUUUGCCAAUAUAAUUGAUGCUACACAACGACCACCAAUAUUUGAGAAAUUACGUUAUAAUUUUUACGUAAAAGAGGAUGUAGUGCGUGGCAGUGUGGUGGGUACGAUACAGGCCACAAGUUCGGAUGCAGCCAAUCGUAAUGCUAUUCACUAUACAAUUUAUUCCGGAGAUCCUGAAGGUUACUUUUCCAUUGAUGAAAAUUCGGGCAAUAUACGAGUUGCCAAUAGCCUGGAUCAUGAGAUGAAGGCACAAGUUUUUCUAAAUAUCAAGGCAUCUAUGGGUCUAAAUAGUAUACAGGGAUAUACACAGGUAAUGCUAAAAUACAAGUCUGAAAUUUUACUAAAAUUAUAUCUGGUACAUGUCCCAAACUAUAGUCCGAUUCUAACCAUACGUUACAUCAAACCCACAAAAUCAUUGACAUUUUUAACAACUCACUUAACCACAAUCUAUGGAAGUGAAAUCACAACACGCGAACCUUUGGAUCGUGAACAGCGUUCUGUUUAUGAUUUAGUAGCAGAGGCUCGCGAUCAAGGUACACCGUAUCGUAGUUCACGCGUCGCUGUCAAAGUCCAUGUUACCGAUGUCAAUGACAAUCAACCGAAGAUUGUUGAUCCGCAAGAGGAUGUGGUCAGCGUACGAGAGGAACAGCCACCAGGCACUGAAGUUGUGCGCAUACGUGCUGUCGAUCGUGAUAAUGGACAAAAUGCAUCGAUCACUUAUUCGAUAUUAAAAGGUCGUGAUUCGGAUGGCUUUGGUCUGUUUAGCAUAGACGCCAACACGGGUGUCAUACGUACGUUAGUCGUGCUGGAUCAUGAGGAACGCAGCAUAUAUCGUUUGGCUGUGGCAGCAACAGACGGUGGCAAUCCACCAAAACAAUCAAUACGUUUGCUGCGUGUUGAGGUGUUAAAUUUGAAUGACAAUCGACCAACGUUUACCAGCUCAAGUUUAGUAUUUCGGGUACCCGAAAACAUUGCCAUUGGUCAUAUAGUAGGAUCGGUUGAUGCCUCCGAUCGCAGCAAACAAAAUAUGAUCUUUAAUGAAGAUAAUCUUUAUAUAACUUACACAUUAACACCCAUAUCUAAAGACCUUAUCGAAGGAGCCUUUGAUAUUGAUCGUCAUACAGGAUCACUAGUAGUGGCACGUCAAUUGGAUCGUGAACUACAAGCUGAAUUUCGUUUGGAAAUAAGAGCUCUGGACACGAGUGCCAGCAAUAAUCCACAAAGUAGUGCCAUAGCGGUUAAAAUCGAAAUAUUAGAUGUUAAUGAUAAUGCACCCAGUUGGCAGGAAGAUCCCAUCAAAAUACAAGUCAGUGAGUUGGCCAGUGAGGGUUCAGUGAUCUAUAAUUUCUCAGCCACUGAUGCGGAUACCGGUCUUAAUGGACAAAUACAAUAUAAAUUGUUAAAAUACAGUCCCAAAAGUUGGAAUGUGGAAAAGUUACCAAAGGAAGAAAGAGAUCUAUUUAAUGUUGACAUAUUAACGGGAGGUCUAACUGUUAUGGGUCCUUUGGAUUAUGAGACCAUUAAGGAAUAUAUAUUAAUAGUACAAGCUUUUGAUUUGGCUGAAAAUAAAACGGAACGUUUAUACAGCUCGGUAACUGCCGUGAUUAAGGUGUUAGAUGAAAAUGAUAAUAAACCUGAAUUUGUAAUACCACCUCUAAAUCGUGAAACCAAAAAUAAAUAUGGUUUAAUAAACAAAAAUGAAACUCCUACGGCUACGGUUUUUAUAUCGGAUAAUAAAAGGAUAGGAGAUCUAUUAAUGCAUAUAGUGGCAAUAGAUCCUGAUACCGGCAAUAAUGGACGCAUUUCUUAUACCUUGAUAAAUGGCAAUGAAUUAAGUUAUUUUCGUUUAAAUAAAGAAACAGGAUUUCUCGAACUGGCCAAACCUUUACCACCUGUAGUGCACAAUACAGCCGAUAGAAUGCCCACUUCGAAUACUCUGCAACGCAAUAGAUUUGAGUUGCUGAUUAAGGCUGAAGAUCAGGGCGCUAAAGAAAAAUUAAGUUCUUUAAUGAAAUUGGAAAUUUUAGUUAGAGGCACUAAAAGUAAUCCACCACGUUUUCUAAAGUCUAGCUAUUAUGCCAACAUAACGGAAAAUGCUUCAGCCGGCAGUUUUGUAGUGCAAGUGUCAGCAAAAUCUUUUAAUGGGGGAGAGAAUGCUAAUCUCACCUAUGAGAUACCAACAGGUGUCGCCGAUAAUCAUUUUCAUGUUGACACCCAACGUGGCAUUGUCACCACACGCGGUCAAUUUGAUCGUGAAACAAAAGCCUCAUAUACGGUGCCAAUUUAUGUAUAUGAUGCUAAACGUUCAACAUCUGCAGCAGCAGCAGCAAGUAGUAGCAGUGGAAAUUCUUUAAUGGCACGUAGACAAAGAUCAUCGGUAAAUGAAGCGGCUGCCGCACAAAAUGGCCAGUUUGAUGUUGCCAUUUUAUAUAUAACGAUAACUGACAUUAAUGAUCAUGCACCGGAAUUUAGACCGGGAUCAUGUUAUGCACUCUCAGUACCGGAAAAUAGUGAUUUAGCGGUAAUACACACAAUUGUGGCAACUGAUUUAGAUGAAGGUGCCAAUGGUGAAAUAAUGUAUACCAUAAUAGGUGGCAAUACUGGCAAUAAAUUCAGUUUGGACAUAAACUCUGGUGAAUUGACUGCCCGUCCUUUGGAUCGUGAACAACAAUCGCGUUAUAUUUUACAAAUUCAAGCUACUGAUCGUGGUUCUCCCAUUAGCUAUCAGGGUCAUUGUAAUAUUACCGUUAUAGUUGAGGAUCAAAAUGACAAUGAUCCUCAUUUUGAACAGUCGAAAUAUGUGGCGAAUGUAGCGGAAAAUGUUCCCGUGGGUACAAGUGUUAUGCGCAUUAAAGCUAUGGAUGAUGAUUUGAGCAUCAAUGCUAGACUUUUGUAUACCUUGGCAAAUGAGACUCAAUGGGUGUUUGCUAUCGAUAAUAAAAGUGGUGUUAUCAGUACAGUGGGUCCCUUGGAUCGUGAACGCCAACAUGUUUACAAUUUUAUGGUGGUGGCCACAGAUGGUGGUCGUUAUGACUCACGAUCGGCUCGUGUUCCCGUACAAAUUAUGAUCGAUGAUGUUAAUGAUAAUAAACCGGUUUUCGAACGUUAUCCAUUUCGUGCUCAAGUACCUGCCCUUAUACAACCCGGACAGAUUCUAGUACAAGUUGCAGCAACCGAUAAAGAUUUAGGUUUAAAUGGUGAAAUUCUCUAUUCUCUCAAAGAACAAGAUGAUCCUUCUACGCGUGGGAAAUUUCGCAUUAAUCCCAAUACUGGUGUAGUAAGUGCCAGUCAAAGUUUGGCUAGUGAAUCGGGACGUCUGUUGCAUUUGGAAGUGGUGGCUAGAGAUAAAGGACAUCCGCCCUUGUAUGCUGAUGGUCUUAUAGAAUUGCUAAUAGGCGAGUUUCCUCGGGGUGCUCCUUCUCUAAGAUUUCAAAAUGAUUCGUAUCGCAUUAAGAUCGAGGAAAACUCUCCCGAAGGUUUUAGACUGUUGCAAGUGAAUGCCAUUCGCUCGGAUGGUAGGAGAACUAAGUUGACAUACUCCUUUGGUACGGGUAAUGAUGAGGGAGCUUUUGUUAUUGAUCCAAAUACUGGUGAAAUAAAAGUAUCUAAUACUGAAGCCUUGGAUUAUGAAAAAUAUGCUGCUGGUAACAUGGAGGAAAUACAAUUGAAUGGCAAACAUUUUGGUUACCGUGGUCGUGCCCUAAUGUAUGAUUUAAUAGAAGAAGGAGAUAAUUCAAAUACCAGCGCCAUGGAAGAACAUAAUCCCGCUAGAAGUCAUAGAGCUUUAAGAAGACGUGAAAUGGAUGAUUUACCCGUACUAUUGGCCUCUGCCAUACAACCGCAUGAACUAAGAUUAAUGUUGGUGGCACAAAGUGAAUCACAUGCUGGCAGUGCCCCACUAUAUGCCUACGCUGAACUCAUAGUAGAACUAGAAGAUGUCAACGAUAAUAGUCCACAGUUCACACAGUCACAGUAUGCGGCCACAGUGUGGGAGGGCAAUAAUAAAGGCACUUUUGUUGUGCAGGUUAGUGCUUUCGAUCAGGAUUCUGCUGCAAAUUCACGCAUACUCUAUCACAUUGUUGAUGGUAAUCAUGAUAAUGCAUUUGUCAUUGAGCCGGCCUUUAGCGGCAUUGUUAAAACGAACAUUGUGUUGGAUCGUGAAAUACGCGACAUGUACAAGCUAAAAGUGAUCGCCACUGAUGAGGGGGUGCCACAGAUGACAGGCACAGCCACGAUACGUGUCCAUAUUGUAGAUGUGAAUGAUAAUCAACCCACAUUUCCACCGCACAGUGUUAUCAACGUUAGUGAAGGCACUGAAUUGGGUUCGGUUAUUACCACCAUCUCUGCCAAUGAUGUUGACACUUAUCCAGCUUUAACCUAUCGCUUUGGCUCUGAUUUGCCAGACCAGCUAGCUAGCAGUAGAAGCAGCAGAAGCAGUAACAGCAAUAGUGCUUUAGAGUUGGCAGAGUUUGACAUUAAAUCCAUAUUUGCCAUUGAUCGUUACAGCGGCAAGGUAGUACUCAAACGUCAUUUGGACUAUGAACAACGGCAAGAGUAUCAAUUGGAGAUAAUAGCCUCUGAUGCUGCACAUGAGGCACGUUGUACGCUAACAGUACGUGUAGGAGAUGAAAAUGAUAAUAUACCAGAAUUUGAACAGCCUACAUAUUUUGCCAUGUUGCCGGAUAUGCAACUAACAUCAACGUCUUCGCUGACUACGGACAUUGAAUUGUUGCGCGUUAAUGCCACUGAUUUAGAUGCCGAAGAUAACAAUAAUUCAAAGAUUGUGUUUAGCAUUAAUCCCUUGGUAAAAGGCUUCACAGUUAAUGAGCAAACAGGAGCAGUGUAUGUUAAUAUUAGUCGACUGGCUGGACCGGAUGGAGAAGGUCUAUCGGAAGAUCUUUUUGUUACCAUAGUAGCUUCAGAUAAGGGUUCACCUCCUUUAAAAUCUACAGCCACAUUAAGAGUUCAAGUUCAAGGCCACAACUCAGCUAGGGCUCAGUUUUUACAAUCUCACUACAGAGCUCAUAUAGCAGAAGAUGCAGCCUUGGGUACUGUGGUUUUGAAAUUAAGUCAGGAGAUAUUGGAUGCCAAUACCGAUUUUAAUGAUGCCAAUCUUAUGUUUAGCAUAGUAUCCGGCAAUGAAGAGGGCAAAUUUGAGGUUUAUCAAUCCAAAGCUAUCAUAUUAGUCAAGCCCUUGGAUCGUGAGCAAAUGGAUUUAUAUAAACUGCGUUUGGUAAUCAGUGAUCCCUCCGCCUCUCCGCAACAACUAAUUUCUCAAGCUGCGGAGAAUUCCACUUCGGCUAUAAAUGUUUUUGUUUCUGUGGAGGACUACAACGAUAAUGCUCCACAAUUUUCCAAUGAAAUCAAAUAUGAAGCUGAGGUUAGUGAAUUGGCUCCUUUACGCUAUUCCAUAGCUGAGAUUGUGGCAAAAGACAUGGAUGCCGAUAACACACCCAACUCUGAAGUAGUGUACGAAAUAAUGUCUGGUAAUGAUGAAGGCAUGUUUACUAUUGACUUGGUUAAGGGAGUUUUAUUUGUCAAUAAUAAAUUGGAUUAUGAUACGGGAUCCAUGUGUUAUGAAUUGAUAAUAAGAGCCUGUGAUAGUGCUCCUCAACCUUUAUGUUCUCUAAAACCAUUUCGUUUAUCUUUGCGUGAUGAAAACGACAACAAUCCUACUUUUCCUGUGGCCGAAUACAUUGAAUUUGUGGCUGAAAAUGAGCCUGUGGGUACGAGUGUCUUUCGUGCUAGAGCUACAGAUUUGGAUCGUGGUACUUAUGGUUUGCUUAACUAUACCAUUGAACAUGAAGCAUCGGGUUCGGAUGAUAUAGCCUGGAAGCUUUUUAGAGUCGAUACUCAAUCGGGCAUUGUAACGACUAAUUCAGUAUUUGAUUUUGAGCAGAGAAGUCGUUAUGAUUUCAUUUUAAGAGCCAUGGAUACAGGAGGAAAAUCUUCUAAAGUUAAGGUGCGCAUACAGAUAGAUUCUCGUGAUGAAUAUGCUCCCCAAUUCACCGAACGUACAUAUCGCUUUGUAAUGCCUUCCCCAACAGGAGGUUAUUUACCUUUGGGCUAUGUGGUGGGUCAGGUAUCGGCCUCUGACCGUGAUAAGGGUCCAGAUGGCAGGGUUGUCUAUCAAUUGAGUUCACAACAUGCCUACUUCAAGGUUAAUCGUACUACCGGUAUGGUGGUAUUGAAAAAGAAGUUGGAUGAUAAUUUUGAUGAUGGUCGUGAUAUAAGUUUGGUUAUUUCCGCGAGUUCGGGUCGACAGGGCUCUUUAACGAAUAUGACUGUGGUAGAGAUAUCUUUAGAUCCUUUGGCUGAUCCAGGCACUAAUUUGGCCAGCAGUGUGGGUGUUGGUGCUGGUUCUACUGGCGGUGGUUUAGCUGAUUGGAUUUUAGGUUUGAUUAUAGCGGUAAUGUUACUAAUAUGUGCUGCCGCUGGUAUAUUCCUUUUCAUACGCAUGCGCCGCAGUAAGCCAAGAAAUGUAGUAAAGCCCCACUUGAAUCAAGAAACUGUAGGCAAUUCCAAUAGUUAUGUAGAUCCCAGUGCCUUUGAUACCAUACCCAUUAGAGGCUCUAAUAUGACCAGUACCAAUAACAAUCCUGGUACCUCGGGGGCAACAGCACAAUUUGCCCCUCCCAAGUAUGAUGAAAUACCACCUUACGGCAAUCAUGCGGGGAGUUCUAACUCAGGAGCAGCUACCACUUCAGAACUUUCAGGCUCAGAACAGUCCGGCUCCAGCGGCCGGGGCUCAGCCGAAGACGAUGGCGAAGAUGAGGAAAUCAGAAUGAUUAAUGAGGGCCCUUUGAGAGCAGGAGCUAAUGGAGAAGAUGGCCGUUUAUCAGAGAUAUCAGUGCAAAAUACCCAAGAAUAUUUGGCACGUUUGGGUAUAGUAGAUCGUGAUAAUAAUCCCACAGGAGCAGCUUCUAGCACUAGUAUGGCAGGUUCGAAUAAAGAAGCUCAUAUGCAUCAUCCUUUGCCUAUGGUGGACUCUUUACAUAUGUUUACAGAAGAUCCGGCCAAUGAAACCGAUAUUACCAAUCUAAUCUAUGCUAAACUUAACGAUGUUAAUGGUGGAGCUUCCGAUAGAGCUAGUAGUGCCGAUGAGGCAGCCACUACAGCGGGAAGUAUAGGCACAGCCGUAGAUCAUGUUAUGGGCUAUAGUAACCAUCCAGUGGUAAGUGCCGCUAAUGUAGGACCCUCUAUGACGGGCUCUCUAAGUUCUAUAGUACACAGUGAGGAAGAGUUAACGGGUAGUUAUAAUUGGGAUUACUUACUAGACUGGGGCCCCCAAUAUCAACCGUUGGCUCAUGUUUUCUCCGAAAUAGCAAGACUGAAAGAUGAUAAUAUAUCGGUUAAUAGUGGCACUAGUGGUGCUUCUUCGAGUAAUAAAAGUAAACAAAGUUUAGCACAUUCCAUAGCCAGUGUGGUAAAGCCACAUAUACCACCUCCGCUGUUAACAAAUGUUGCUCCUAGAGCUAUUAAUCUGCCGGUGCUAUCAGGCUCAGGAGUUAAUAUGAGAAUGCCGCCAAAUAGCUCACAUCAUGGUACGGCGACUACACAUUUAGGAGCAGGAAACCAAUAUAUGUUACCACGUUCUCCCAUAAGUCAUGAUGCUGCUGGAGGUUUUUCCACCUCUUCCGCCAUGUCACCGUCAUUUUCACCCUCCCUAUCACCUCUGGCUACCAGAUCACCUUCAAUAUCUCCCUUAGGAGGAGUAUCAACCGGUCAUCAUAUGGUUAAUAUGCCCCGUCAUCAACCACAAGCCUCACAAAGAGCCAAGAAUAUGGUUAUAGAUCAAGUAAGAAUGUAAAUGCAUAAAUCCACAAUAACAGCAACAAAAAGUGAUUUAGUUUUAGGAAUUUAGAUUUUAAACAACGAUUAACAUUUCAAAUAGUUUACGAGAGAGUGAGACAAAUUUGAAAACACUCUCGGCUGUGUUAAGAAAACAUAUUGAACAUUGCUAACUUACAACACCAGACCCCCCGCCCCCAUUCCCCAUCGACACAUUUAACCUUUGUACAGUUUUAGUUUGUAAUUAUUAAAAAAAAUGCCAUUAAUUUUAAGUUUAGUUUUAUAAAAACUAAAGAACAAAACAUCACCUCUAAAAUACUCACACCAUUAAACAUUUCCCUACGAAUAGGAAAAAAAUUUUCCAAAAAUUUUCCUUUUAACGAAUUUUUGAAAUAAACGUUUACUUGCCAAUUUCAUUUAGAAAUAGUUAUAUUUUAUAUAUUUUAAUUAUUUAACAAUUACUGUAAAUAUGCAAAAUAUUGUUAAAAACAAGACUAAAAACAAGCCAAUAAAGACUCUUUUUUUAUGUUAAUAUUCAUAACUUACACUCACAAAAAAAUUGUUUUAUACAUAAAUUAAAUUUUCAAAAUAAAAUGAAAAAACAAGCCAUAAAUUUUAAGCAUUUAAAGAUGAUUUAGGUUUUUAGUUUAAGAAACUUAGAAAUAAGAAAAGAUAUAAGUUAUAAUAUUUAAUAUGUAUUUAUUUGUUUUAUUAUUUCUCUAAGUGUAAGCUUUAAAAACAAAAAACAUAUUACAGUCUAUCAUCAGCUUAAACCUACAACUUGUACAAAUUGUAACCCUUUUCUACUCCUUUCCCCUCCUCCUCCACAAAGUUAUUUCUUUAAGUGUAGUUUCUAUAAGUUAAGAUUUGUAACAAAAACUAUUGUACAAUUGUUAUUAGUAAAUUAAAAUUUUUAUUUUAUAAUAUAUUUUUAAUUAAAUAUAAUUAAUUUUUUAUUUGCAAUUGUGUACAUUUUUUUUUGUAGAAAUAUUUAAAACAAAAUUUUAAUCAAAAGUUAAACAAAUUUUGUUAAUAGCUUAAUAUGGUUUUAAUAUUUUUUUUACAGUGUAUAACAUGAAGAAAAAAAUGCCAGAGUUAGUUAGCACUUUUUGUAAAAGUGUUUAAGUAUUGUUGUAAAUUAUUUUUUAUUUUUCGAAUUUAGCAUUAAGACACCACAACAAAUAUUAAGAAAAAGAAAACAAAUUUUGUAAAUUUUUUUUGUUUUAAGAAACAUUUAAUUAUAUUAAAAUUAAUUAAAAUAAAAUAAAGGAAACAAAUUGUUUUUGUUUUUUGCCAGAAAAGCAUGAAAAUAUUAAAAAAAA